CUCAACACUGCCCAAGAUGGAGAUGGGCGGCAUUGUCAACCAGUUCCGGACCCUGUCGGCCGAACCGGCCAACCGCGAGUUUAUGGUCCACAAGCAGAACUGCCUCCCCGCGCUGGUCACCUUCUUGCACGUCGACGAUGCGAGUGUGGUGGCGGCAGCCAUGCAGACGCUGUUCAAUCUUGCACAGCAUCCGGCCAACAUCCAGCCCAUCAAGACGUGGGACGGCCUGGUCGAGGCCAUUGCGGCGUGGACCACUCGCGAGGGCACCACCGCACCCAUCAUCAAGCUCUCUGGCGAGAUCAUGGUGGCUCUGGGCCUCGCUGCCCCGCUCUCGGCUGGUGCUGCGGCUAAUGCCGCUGCAGACGAGUCGGACGCCGAGUCCGAGUAUGAGUCGGACGACGACGACGACGGUCCGCCCGAGCUUGUAGAGAACGACGGCCCGCCGCCGCUCACGCCGGUGGCACCUUCGCGGCUCAACUCACCGGCCAACGCUAAGACUGCGUCCAAGGCUGCGACCAAGACUGCCGGUCGACCGGCGGUGCCGCGGUCGGCGGCAUACACGCUCUCGAUCGAGGGCCUCUCGCACAACAACCGGUCGCUCAUCGAGCGCAAGCUCCUGCAGCUGCAGGGUAUCAUCUCGUUCACCAUGAACGUGGCGGCCAAGACGGCGGUGGUUCGCACAAGGGGCGCACCCGAGGACAUUGUGGCUGCGCUCGAGGCGAUCGGGUACCACGCGGCGGUGCUCGGCGACGAGUCGCAGGGCCUCGAGACCGUCCGCAUCAUGAGCGGCGGUGCCGUGGCCGGCAAGGAGAACUCGAUGCCGGCGUACGCGUCCGACGAGAAGUUUGUGGCUUCCAAGUUUACCGUCGUCAACAACUCGGGUGACCACACACUGGCCGGCCGCCGCCGGGCCCGUGAGCGCCGCGAGCGGCAGCAGGCGUCCAAGGUCAAUUCGCUGCUCUCGCGCGUUGGCUCGUGGCUCUGGUAG
Thecamonas trahens ATCC 50062 is the source of this 988-nucleotide messenger RNA. RefSeq lists its product as uncharacterized. Gene Ontology annotation, molecular function: protein binding; metal ion binding. Lineage: Eukaryota; Apusomonadida; Apusomonadidae. Bases 17 to 988 code for a protein of 323 amino acids. The transcript has 2 exons. The record is from RefSeq and is a predicted model, not a curated record.